This is a messenger RNA of Echinostoma caproni, 357 nucleotides long. The record is from the annotation of a GenBank genome assembly. Lineage: Eukaryota; Metazoa; Platyhelminthes; Trematoda; Plagiorchiida; Echinostomatidae.
AUGGGAGGGUUCAAGUUGACCAAGUGGAUGUCCAACAGUCGUCAUGCAAUCGAUUGCAUUCCAGUUGAUGAGCGGGCACCGAGUCUUCGUGAAUUGUACGGGAGUCCGUUACCAACAGACAGAGCACUUGGUGUGCAAUGGGACUCGGAGAAAGACGAAUUUUUGUCCCAACUCCAGCUACAUGAGAAGGCGUUGACUCGCAGAGGAAUUCUGUCUUCGUUGGCCAGCCUUUACGAUCCAAUGGGGGCAAUGGAACAGUUUUGCAUCUUCAUUGCCAGUCGCACCAACGAUUCGGGUUCGUUUCUCGCUUUACGGGCCUCGGCUAGCACCCCGUCAAUGAGCGUCUGUGCCACGUGA